This is a messenger RNA of Ipomoea triloba (trilobed morning glory), 615 nucleotides long. RefSeq names its product kunitz trypsin inhibitor 5-like. The record is from RefSeq and is a predicted model, not a curated record. Bases 1 to 615 code for a protein of 204 amino acids. The transcript has a single exon. Gene Ontology annotation, molecular function: endopeptidase inhibitor activity. Lineage: Eukaryota; Viridiplantae; Streptophyta; Magnoliopsida; Solanales; Convolvulaceae.
AUGAAGACACCAUUCUUAUCCCUUUCUCUCAUUCUCUUCUCCGUCUUGCUUUGUGAAUCAAGAAAUGCACCAAACCCGCCGGUGCUUGACAUCAAUGGGAAAACCCUCCGUGCUACCACCAAGUACUAUGUUAAACCACUCCAAGAAGAUCUAGGUGGUGGGCUCGACCUAGCUCCCAUGGGGAACCAAAGUUGCCCGCAGCAUGUGGUCCAAGAUAACAAUGAUUGGUUGGGUCAAGUAAUACAGUUCCACCCAGUAAAUUCAAAAGAUGGCGUGAUUAGAGAAUCCACGGAUCUUAACAUUGCAUUUCCUAAUGCAAACACUGGAUGCCCCGAGUCUAAUGUUUGGACGAUAAUUGGCGACGUCUCAUGGUAUGAUGAUACUCAAUAUGUAACAGCAGGUGGAGAAAUAGGAAAUCCUGGUGAACGAACUCUAGUCAACUGGUUUAAGAUCGUUAAAACAGCAAAGGCCUACAAGCUGAGAUUUUGUCCAGAUGUGUGCAGUUCCUGCGAUUUUGUGUGCCAAGAUGUUAGCGUUACUGCGGAAGGAGAUCGAGGGCAGAAGUAUUUAGUUCUGAGCGAUGCCCCUCUAGAAAUCACCUUUGCGAAGGCAUAA